Aethina tumida (small hive beetle) is the source of this 2413-nucleotide messenger RNA. Its product is annotated as ribosome biogenesis protein BOP1 homolog. Gene Ontology annotation, cellular component: preribosome, large subunit precursor; PeBoW complex. Gene Ontology annotation, molecular function: protein binding; ribonucleoprotein complex binding. The transcript is spliced from 5 exons. The record is from RefSeq and is a predicted model, not a curated record. Gene Ontology annotation, biological process: ribosome biogenesis; maturation of LSU-rRNA from tricistronic rRNA transcript (SSU-rRNA, 5.8S rRNA, LSU-rRNA). Bases 60 to 2372 code for a protein of 770 amino acids. Lineage: Eukaryota; Metazoa; Arthropoda; Insecta; Coleoptera; Nitidulidae.
AACCUCUUAAUUUGUUGUUCUUCACGUGUGACAUGCUGUAGUGUAAAUAACUUAGUAAAAUGGGUAAAAAGGAGCAUAAUUUAAAAAGAAAAGCACAAGAAGAUCCCAAAAAGGUCGAACCGGUGGAAGACAAUGACUCGGAAGAGGAGGACUUUUUAACUGAAGUAAACGGUGACAACGACAGUUCAGAUUCAGAACGUGAAAUAGAAGAGUCGGAAGACGAAAACGACGAUCAAUUUUACGGAUCAAGUGACGGGGAGGAAGGAACAGACAAUGAUGAAGACAGUGAUGAGGAAGGUGAGAAGGACAGCGAAGAAGAAAAUGAUGAAGAAGAAAGUGAUAGUAUUGAAGGAGAUGAGGAGGAGGAGGAGGAGGAGGAGGAGGAAGCAGAAAGUGAAAAUGAAUUUCACAAUACAGAAAAAGAAAUAACAAAUGGAAACGGUUCCAAUCAUGAUGAGUAUGCUGAAAAUGACACAUCAGAUGAAGAGGACAUAAGGAAUACAGUAGGCAAUAUUCCCAUGAAUUGGUAUGAUGAAUACAAACAUUUAGGAUAUGACUGGGAUGGUAACAAAAUAAUAAAACCACAAAAGGGUGAUCAGUUGGAUGAGUUCUUGAAAAGAAUGGAGGAUCCUGACUUCUGGAGAACUGUAAAAGACCCACAAACAGGACAGGACGUCGUAUUGAGCGAGGAAGAUAUUAAAUUAAUCAAACGAGUGCGAGCCCAACAAAUUCCAGACGUUAAUUUCGAUGAAUAUGCGCCAUGGAUCGAAUGGUUCACAAAUCAAGUGGAACAGAUGCCGAUCCGCAAAUUCCCCGAACACAAACGUUCCUUUUUGCCCAGCAAAUCUGAAGCAAAACAGGUGUCAAAACUUGUGCAUGCCUUGAAAAUGGGCUGGAUCAAAACUCGUGAAGAACAGGCGAAGCUGAGGGCCAAGAAAGAGCCCCAGUUUUACAUGCUGUGGGAGACGGACGAUCAGGCAGAGGAGAUGAGACGAAUCCACAAACACAUACAGGCGCCAAAACGUUUAUUGCCUGGCCACGCGGAAAGCUACAACCCUCCGCCCGAGUAUCUGUUCGAUGCGAAGGAACUAAAAGAAUGGAACAAGUUGAAGAAUGCGCCGUGGAAGAGGAAGCUGCACUUCGUGCCGCAGAAGUUCGAGUCCUUACGCAAGGUGCCCGCCUAUCCUCGGUACAUAAAGGAACGGUUUUUGAGAUGCCUGGACCUGUACUUGUGCCCGAGGGCGAUUAAGAUGAAGCUGAACAUCGAACCCGAGAGUCUGGUACCCAAGCUGCCGAGUCCCAAAGAUCUGCAACCGUUCCCCACCACUCUAGCGAUCGAGUACAAGGGACACACGGACAUGGUCCGUACUAUAAGUACGGAUAAAACCGGACAGUACUUGUUAAGCGGCUCCGAUGAUUUUACCGUCAAAAUUUGGGAAAUAAACACCGGCAGGUGCUUGCGUACCGUCAAAACCGAUGGAAUUGUUCGCUCAGUGGAGUGGUGUCCUAAUUCCGCCUUGUCAUUGGUGCUGGUGGCGUCCGCCAAUCGAGUGCUGUUGAUCAAUCCGAAAGUAGGCGACACUUUGGUCGUGUCCAAGACGGACGACGUUCUAAAGGAGUCGCCCAACUCGGACGUUGUUGUGAGCGAACGGAUCAGAACGACGGUCGAAUGGUCAGAACCGGACGAAGAACAGUACGAAAGAGGCUACAGAAUCGUCUUGAAACACUUCAAGGAGGUGACGCAAGUAACGUGGCACGGAAAAGGUGAUUAUUUCGCCUCCGUAAUGCCCGACGGGGCCAACAGAUCGGUUCUCAUCUCGCAAAUAUCGCGUAGGCGUUCGCAGAUACCUUUCGCAAAGUCCAAGGGGUUAAUACAGAACGUUCUGUUCCAUCCAACUAAGCCGUUCUUAUUCGUUGCCACGCAACGACACGUCAGGAUUUACGAUCUGGUCAAGCAAACGUUGAUGAAAAAAUUAAUGACCAAUUCCAAAUGGAUUUCGACCAUGGCUAUCCACCCGGGCGGCGAUAAUUUACUGGUGGGCACCUAUGACAGGAAAAUGCUCUGGUUCGAUCUAGAUUUAAGCACAAAACCAUACCAGACUUUGAGGUUGCACGGUACAGCGGUCAGAGGAGUGGCCUUCCAUAAACGAUAUCCGUUGUUUGCCUCUGGUUCGGACGACAGGAGUCUGAUUAUUUCUCACGGGAUGGUGUAUAACGAUUUGAUGCAAAAUCCUCUAAUUGUGCCUCUGAAAAGAUUGCAAAACCACGAACAGUUCAAUGAUUUUGGUAUUUUCGCCGUGCAUUUCCAUCCCUGGCAGCCGUGGGUGUUUUCUUCGGGAGCCGACAGCACCAUCAAACUUUACAGCAAUUAAUCUUAUUUGUUAUUUUAAUAAUAAAAUUUACUUAUCGAAAA